This is a messenger RNA of Spea bombifrons (plains spadefoot toad), 591 nucleotides long. RefSeq names its product claudin-16-like. Gene Ontology annotation, biological process: cell adhesion; bicellular tight junction assembly. Gene Ontology annotation, molecular function: structural molecule activity. The transcript is spliced from 5 exons. The record is from RefSeq and is a predicted model, not a curated record. Bases 1 to 591 code for a protein of 196 amino acids. NCBI's taxonomy places the organism in Eukaryota, Metazoa, Chordata, Amphibia, Anura, Pelobatidae. Gene Ontology annotation, cellular component: plasma membrane; bicellular tight junction.
AUGGCGAGCACAAUUGCGGCCCUUUGGACAGACUGCUGGCAGAUCAACAGCAAAGGAUCAGUAAUGCUGAGCAUUCGAUGCAAAGGCCUUUGGAAAGAAUGUGUCUGGGACAGGUUUGUGAAGAUCUGGACGUGCGAUGGAUUCAGCUCCUAUUUGAAUCCCCAUCCAGCUGCCAUCGUCCUCGCCAGAGCCUUAAUAAUCACUUCAAGCCUCACAAGUGUUAUGGCGUUCUUCUUCCUGGUUUUUGGAUCCAAAAACUUCAACUUCUGUCAAGACACGUCUACAAAACUGCAGUGCUUGCGACUUUCAUCUGGACUCUUUUUCCUUGUAGGGAUAUCGUCCUCAGCUGGUGUUAUAAGAUACUGUGUAUAUGUCUACUUUAUUCACCAAUAUGAGGUGUCACUGAAAAUCCCAGGAUUCCCUGGUUUUGAGUACGGUUAUUCAUUGUGGAUGGCUGCAGGGGGUGGUCUAGGCGCCAUUGCCACAGCCAUAGCCACCUGUUGUCUGACGCGCUACAAAAAAAAGCCGCUUGCGGACAUAAAGGGAAACGCGGGUUCUGAUGGUCUGGAAGUUACAAAAACAUAUGUUUAA